Molecule: messenger RNA, 7838 nt
Organism: Drosophila santomea
Lineage: Eukaryota; Metazoa; Arthropoda; Insecta; Diptera; Drosophilidae
Gene: Rme-8
Product: dnaJ homolog subfamily C member 13
Exons: 22
Coding region: 238-7464 (2408 amino acids)
Biological process (GO): endosome organization; regulation of early endosome to late endosome transport; receptor-mediated endocytosis
Cellular component (GO): endosome membrane
Source: RefSeq, a predicted model, not a curated record
AGCCGUGUUACUGCUAAAUUGUUUAUUGCAAAAAUUCCGCAAAGGAGAGAUAUUAGGAAUAAUAGACAAUAUAACAAGUGGGCAAAAUGUGUUAGAUGUUAAGCUGCGCGCCCGAAUACCAGUCGUGAAAAGCAGCGGCUCUGAUUGGACUCCCAUUCCCACGCUUCGUAUCUCUCACUUUCAGUUGCUGACUAAUACUGGGUGGAAGGUAAUCAGUUGGAAUCGCCACAAGAAACGAUGCUGCCGCCUAAGGAAAACGUCGACCUGGAGUGCUUCCUGGUGACCAAGCACUCCUGGAAGGGCAGGUACAAGCGCAUCCUCUCUAUCGGCACGGCCGGCAUAUCCACCUACAAUCCGGACAAGCUCGACCUUACUAACAGGUGGUCCUACUCGGACAUCGUGGCGGCAGCACCCUCAAAGACUUCAAAUAUACCCCAUGACUUUGUGGUGACCAUCAAAAAGGAUAAGAAACUAGACACAAUCAAGUUAUCGUCGGAAUAUAGGAACGAUAUCCUAAGCUCUAUACUAAAAUACUACAAGGAGUUUGCAGACAAGCCCAAAAAUGCUCAGCGCUUCAGUGCUUACAAGUAUCACUGGUCGGGCAUCAGUCUUCCGACCGUACUGGAGGUCACGCCCUGCUCUCUGGACCAGCUAGAUCCCACCACCAACGACGUGCUGGCCAGCUACAUGUACAAGGACAUCGAGGGUAUAAUAGCAGGCAUCUCGGACUAUGAGGGAGGAAUCGUGAUGGCUUACGGCGGAUUUAGUCGCCUCCAUCUGUUUAAGGCGCUCAAUCACCACGAAAUCGUGCAGAACAUAGCACAAAGAUCUGCUCAGUUUCUGGGCAUCGAAACCAAAAUACUCAAGAGUCAGAUCACAUUGGAGCAGUUCGAAAGGCAGCGGUUCGGCAAGUUUAGCGGCGACCAGUUUCAAACCUCUUCGACCGAAUUCUCGGUCCAUAAGAUAACGCCCCGCCAUCCGGAUCCUGUAAAGCGUAUUCUCUGCCUCACCGAAGUAACGCUACUGGAGCGGGAUCCUCAAACUUAUAGUGUCUGCACCCUGCGUCCGCUCACUGAUGUGUUUGCUCUAGUAAGAGACAAGGACAAUCUUCAGCGCUUUAGCAUCGAGUACAAGAAUGGAAUCGUGCGAAACUACAGCACCAACGACCGGGACUCGUUGUUGGCUACUGUGCUGGAUGCUGUCCGCUCCAGUGGCAACCAGGAUGUGCACGUUCGUAUUGGUAACACGCCGCGUGGGAAACGGUAUGUGCCAUUGAACUGUUCGGUAGACGAGGAGACAGAGGCGAAUUUGAUGCGCCUGGUAAUCAACAAUUUUCAAAACCCCUCUAAGCGGUAUGAAAUCUUGGAGCGCUUUAAUGCCAAUGUGCCUCACAGUGGCCUCAACUAUAGUGUAACUCAGGAUAGCUUGUUUGCUGAAAACAAAGAUAAACUUAUCCUAAGUGCCCUGCAAGCGUUGGCCCAAAAGGAGCUGGACAGCCCUACGGCUCAGCUGAGCAACUUGGAGUUGGAGGCUAUAUUUCACGCACUUACUCGUCUCCUGGCCAGCAAAGUUGGAUACGCAGCCUUUACUAAUCUCCCAGGCUUUCGUGAGAUUAUUGGUACAAAGGUUGUGGCUGCUUUAAGGCGCAAGGAUUUGGCUGUGACAUACUCCGCCAUUGACAUGAUCAACUCGCUAAUGCAUUCUGUAAAUUCUGACCACGAUUUAAAACAGGAGCAACUAAAUAAGUCAUCCAUUCUGUCAUCAAAAUCGUUUCUGGAAACUUUGCUCAACAUGUGGACAACUCAUGUGAGCCACGGCAGUGGUGCUCUGGUACUGUCAGCCAUGCUAGACUUCAUGACCUUUGCCUUGUGUGUGCCUUACAGCGAGACCACCGACGGCAAGCAGUUCGAUAUUCUGCUGGAGUUGGUUGCCGAUCGUGGACGCUAUUUGUACAAACUGUUCCAGCAUCCCUCGCUGGCGAUCGUGAAGGGAGCUGGAUUGGUGCUGCGGGCUAUUAUUGAAGAGGGCGAGCUGCAAGUGGCCCAGCAAAUGCAGGCAUUAGCUCUGGAUGAGGCGGCGCUGUGCCGGCACUUACUGGUGGCACUGUAUACGCCCUCCAAUGAUCCCACUCAGACCACGCAACGUCAGUUAUCUCGGCAUUUAAUCGGGCUGUGGCUAACAGACAGCGAGGAGGCAAUGGAACUCUUUAAACGCAUAUUCCCCGCUGGCCUGUUAACCUUUUUGGAGUCUGAAGAGACUGUCCCAGAGUCGGAUGUCGAGGAGGACAAACUAAAUUUUCGUGACAAUCUCAAAUUUGCAAUACAACAUUCCAACAAAACUCGCAAGAAUGUGAUAGAAAAGCAUUUACAAGGCAUUAAGCAUUGGGGCAUGAACCUAAUUGAAAAACAGGAUGGAGCGGCUCAGGCGCUUAAGAAUCGUCCUGUUGUGCUGAGAAAUCGACGCCAGAAAAAAAAGACAUCUGAUGUUGUAGUGAAUCUGCCUUUCUUCUUUUACACCUUUGCCAAAGACCACAGUCUCCCCAAUUUAAUAUGGAAUCACAAGACCCGCGAGGAAUUGCGUAUGUGCCUGGAGAAUGAGCUGCGGCAGUUUCUUAAUGAUCGCGACUUGGCCGGUCAAAUGAUUGUUGCAUGGAAUUAUCAGGAAUUCGAGGUAGCCUAUCAAUGUCUAGCUGAUGAAAUCAAAAUUGGUGACUACUACAUUCGCUUGAUACUGGAGAAGGAUGACUGGCCGCAGAAUCUAGUAAAGGAUCCGAUUGAACUUUUUAAUGCCUUGUAUCGACGCGUGUUGUGCCGCCAACGCGUAAAUGAUGACCAAAUGACGGUGUUUUCCCUUCAGGCUUUGGCUAAGGUUUACCGGCGUUACCACGCCGAGAUUGGCAAGUUCAACGAUAUGUCUUACAUUCUGCAGCUUAGUGAUAGGUGCCUUUCUCCGUCAAUGCGCGAUGCACUAAUCAACCUGAUUUCUUGCCUGGUGCUAGAGAAAUCUAACAGUCGAGCCCUUAUUGAUCAUGUUCAAUGCCUAGUAGAUCUCAUCACCUUAGCCCAUCUACACAAGGGACGUGCGCAGCUCAAUACCAAAACAAAUGUUAUUGAAGCGGGUCCCAAUAUGGGAACAUACGAAGAAAAGGAUUGGUACUACAACAUUGAGAAGGAUGGUCAAAAGCCGGAGCGUCAGGGACCUAUUACAUACUCGGAGCUCAAGGAACUGUGGCAGAAGGGAUUAAUCACACCGAAGACCCGUUGCUGGGCUAUUGGCAUGGAUGGCUGGCGAUCGCUUCAGCAGAUCCCUCAGCUAAAAUGGUGUCUUAUUGCUAAAGGCACACCGCUUUACGACGAGACUGAAUUAUCCUCAAAGAUCCUAGACAUACUGAUAAAGUGCACUAGUUUCUUUCCGAGUCGCACCCAAAAUGGCGUGGCUGUUCUUAUUCCAGGUCCAAAGUUGUCUCGCAAACUUUCCGAGUUCAUCUGCCUACCGCAUGUGGUACAAGUUUGCCUAACCCAUGAUCCCGGAUUGCUCGAGCGCGUAGCUACGCUGCUCUACCAGAUUAUGGAAGACAAUCCGGAAAUGCCUAAGGUGUACCUUACGGGAGUCUUCUACUUCAUGCUCAUGUACACAGGCAGCAACAUUUUACCUAUUACUCGAUUCCUCAAGAUGACGCAUAUGAAACAGGGAUUCCGUAGCGAAGAGACCUCCCAAUCUGGCAUCAUGCACCGCAGCAUCCUUGGUCAACUUCUCCCCGAGGCCAUGGUUUGUUUCCUGGAAAAUUACAGCGCAGAAAAGUUUGCAGAAAUUUUCCUAGGCGAGUUCGACACCCCUGAGGUAAUAUGGAGCUCAGAGAUGCGACGUUUACUAAUAGAGAAGAUAGCUGCACACAUCGCAGACUUUACGCCUCGACUUCGGGGACAUACAAUGGCUAGGUAUCCGUACUUGGCAAUUCCAGUGAUCAGCUAUCCGCAACUGGAGAACGAGCUCUUCUGUCACAUAUAUUACCUGCGCCACUUGUGCGACACCCAAAAGUUCCCCAACUGGCCCAUAUCUGAUCCCGUGCAGCUUUUAAAGCACACACUGGACGCUUGGCGCAAGGAGGUAGAGAAGAAACCUCCUCAGAUGACAAUCCAACAGGCUUACCAGGACUUAGGCAUCGACCUUACUAAGACUCCUAAGCCAGAUGAGUCGAUGAUUCGCAAGAGCUAUUAUAAGCUGGCGCAAAUGUAUCAUCCCGAUAAAAAUCCGAAUGGUCGCGAAAUAUUUGAAAAAGUGAAUCAGGCGUAUGAGUUUCUAUGCUCCCGAAACGUCUGGAGCUCGGGUGGGCCAGACCCCAAUAAUAUUGUGCUUAUACUUCGCACACAGAGCAUACUUUUUGAGCGGUAUCCGGAUGUUUUGCGACCCUACAAAUACGCAGGUUACCCGCAGCUCAUUAAGACCAUCCGUUUGGAGACACGAGAUGAUGAGCUCUUUUCAAAGGAAGCCCAACUACUAACAGCUGCCUCUGAGUUGUGUUAUCAUACGGUUCACUGCUCUGCCUUGAACGCUGAAGAACUGAGGCGGGAGGAAGGCAUUGAGGCUCUUUUGGAGGCCUACACCCGUUGCGUGUCUAUUUUGGGAGUGGACUCUAAGCCGGACUCGCUGCACUACCAAGUCAUAUCGAACGUAACUCGCUGCUUCGAAGUAGCCUGCAACUUUGAGAAGUGCAAGCAGAAGAUCAUCCAGCUCCCUCAGUUGCUGUCUGACGUUUGUCGUGUGGUCUAUUUUAAACAUACGCUAUCGGUAAGCCUGGUGACCAGUCUUGCUGCCAAUAACUACGACCUGCAAUGCCAACUGUCGCGAAACGGCGUACUCUGGUCUCUACUGCUUUUCGUCUUCGAGUAUGACUACACGCUUGACGAAAGCGGGGUGGAAGUGAGCGAUAAGUCAAACCAGCAGCAACUGGCCAACAACCUUGCAAAGAUGGCAGUCCUCGGUUGUAUCUCCUUAGCUGGCUACAGCAUGGAGCUGCGUCAGAAACCGGUGACUGGAAGCGAGACAAGCUCACCAGCAGCUAAGGCGCCACCAGCCAUAAAACCAAAGCCAUCGGUGUCGGCAGCCUCAAGCUCAACUUACACCCAGAACGCUCACAAUCCUCUGCAAAGCAAACAGCUGGCAAUUACGAGCGGAAAGGAAAAGGAGUCAGACACCUCAUCUGGUAGCAGCGACACCGCUAGUUCCACACCCACCGAAAGUGAGCAACAGCAACAGCUUACGAAGACCAGAUCCAGUGCCAUCCAGCAAAAGUACAUUGUUACGGGGGAGGCUAAAAACUCCCUAAUCAAGCAGGUUCUCGAUCGUCUGCUCACGCGUUACAUUUCCAACCAGUUGGCCACGGUUCGCGACAGUGAUGUGCUUAAGUUGCUUACGGCAAACACCCGUAACCCCUACCUCAUCUGGGACAAUGGAACUCGCGCUCAGCUUAAGGAUUUCCUCGAGCAGCAGCGAACGGCCUCCGCUAGGGAGACGCAUGAGGACAUUGCCCAGGUCUCUGAGCUGGUUUCCAGCUUUGAGUUCGAUGCACACAAGGACGAGCUGCAGAUCGGUGGCAUAUUUAUACGCAUAUACAAUGAUAUGCCAACUCAUCCUAUUGCUCAGCCAAAGCUCUUCAUCAUGGACCUGCUGGAGUACCUAAAGCACGCUUAUCAGUUUCUGCAGUACAAAAAGAACCCGACAUUAACUGCCGCUCCAGUCAGCGCUACUCCCAAAAUGGGAAAUGAUGGCAUACUGACCCCCACUUUGGCGCCUAAUCAUCCUCAGCUUCAGCAGGCCUCGACGGGAAAAUCGGGCACUACGUUCGACGAUGUUCUGACUGCUUAUAACCGAUCAAAGAGCCGGAAGAAGCUGGAGACAGAUGCCCUGACAGAACAGCAGUUGGCGUUACAGCAGAGCAAAUACGACUUUAGCAGCGAUGGAAAGAUUGAGCUUCACAUUACCAUGGUGCUUAAAGCAUUGAUUGCGGUGAUCAAGGCAAACGCCGAGGUGGAAAUUCAGUGCAUCGGAAACUUUGAUAUGAUAUUUGGCUUCUUGGCCAGCAACAUAUUCCCCGAUAACUCUACUGUUAAAUCGGUGGCCUUGGAGGUAGUAUCUUUGGUUUCACGCAACAAGGAGUGCGUCUCGGAGGUGGCAGCCUGUGAGAUCCUUGGCAACUAUCUGGUGGCCCUCAAAGACCCAGAGCUUCGUGCCAGCCAAGUCAAGGUGUUGGAAACUUUGUCAGGGCUGAUGAACGUGCAAGAGAUGAUUAAGGAGGCCCAGGCCAAAGGUGCCACUAUCUACCUGCUUGAUUUGUUUUGCAACUCUCGUAAUCCGCAAAUUCGUGAGAUGUGCGCUGGUGUCUUGGCCAAGAUGACAGCGGAUCGUCUAAGCGGGCCCAAAGUGCGGAUCACUGUGUCAAAGUUCUUGCCAGCGCUUUUCAUAGAUGCUAUGGUGGAGUCGCCAGCUACGUCCGUGCAGCUCUUUGAGUCCAUACACGAGCAUCCGGAACUGAUUUGGAACGAUACCACGCGAUCGAAUGUCUGUGAUGCUGUGGCCGAUACGUGUCAAAGAUUCUAUCAGCUGCAAAAAGCGAAUCCCCGGCAUGUGUGGAAAGAUCCGGAAAUACUUAAGGAUAUUGUAUCCAAUGAAAUCGUUGUGGCCGGCGUCUACCUCCGACUGUUUGUCAGCAAUCCCGCUUGGACACUUCGCAAGCCAAAGCAAUUCCUUUCCGACCUUUUGGACUUUGUCGUCGAACAGAUCGGUAAAAGCUCCUCAGAGCAGGAGGUGCUAGACCUGUCCACCACUGCGUUAGUGGAGCUCUUACGGUCGCAGCCCAACCUUGCAGACGAUAUUCCUGUGCUUGGGCAUAUACCAAAGCUGUUCAAUCUGCUCUCAGUGCAGCCAAAAAACACGCUAUCAGUAUUACAUCAGCUCUCGUUGUCUGAGUUCUGCGUGAGUGCCAUCUCACAGACGGAAUGUGUGUCGCCAUUAAAAAAGUGCAUGGAGCACAAUAGGGAUUGCAUCGAAAAGGCCUGCGAGGCUCUAAGCCGGCUCUUUAAGCAUCAGCAUGAUUCGUUAAUCAGUCAAUCUCUGGAGGUGGGACUUAUACCGUUUCUACUGGGACUACUGGACAGUCGUCUGGAGUUCGUGGACAAUCCAUCGGCGGUUAAGGCACAAAUUGUGGCGGCUCUUAAAGGCAUGACGCACAAUCUCAAUUACGGCGAUCGGGUCACGCAAAUUUUGCUCAAACACCCCGUGUGGUCCGAAUUCAAAGAUCAGCGCCACGAUCUUUUCAUCGCCGACACAACAAUACGUGGCUAUCUGACGGGAGUCAAUCCAACGGCUGGCUACCUAACAGCGGGCCCUGCGCAAAGCGUAGAAGUGCUCACAUCACCGCCGCCCAUCGAUCGCGAUGAUCCUUCUGCCCGUCCACCCAUUGACUAGCGACGUGAUAUCCGCCGGACCAAGGCUAAAACUUAGGCUGGUAUUUAGAUUACGCUGGCAUGGAGCCUUCGAUUGCCACGGAAUCAGUAAACGAACACGAACUUGCACGGGCUGCCCCCAAUUAUUGUAUUAAACUUUCUUUUAUUUUGUACACUCGCAGCCAAUUGUACGUAGCGCGAAGAAGGCUGGAACGGUAAUCGUGAGCCAACAUAUUAUUAAUCUGUAACAAAGUUUCAUUUUUUAUAUUUAUAAAAAACCAACUGUAUAAAUAAUUAGUUGUUAGUUUAUACACCGCGCAUAAACAACCUAACUAGAGCAUGCAUAAAGUGAUUAUACAUAUUAUGGAAUAAAGCCGAUUCAUUACAAAUGAAAAA